AUGGCAACGAAGAUGUUAGUCCGCGGCACCCUCAAUUUUAACAAUAUCACCCAUACUGACCACAUCAGCUUCGUUUUCGGUAGCAUUAAUGGCCAGCUUCGGUCUGCCUUCGGUAAACUCGCCGCUCUCCACGCCAAAAAUGUCUUCAGUUUCGUCAUGGUGACGGGAAACCUAUUUGGUGAGGCCCAAGACGAUGACCAGCUAACGGACCUGCUCGAGGGGCGGAUUGAGAUCCCGUGCCCCACAUAUUUCACCGUGGGCACCAUUCAGCUGCCCCCGAGGGUGGUUGAAAGGGUGGCAAAAGACGAGGAAGUUGCCCCGAAUCUUUACUAUCUGGGCAAACGGAGUGUCACGAAGACGUCUGAGGGAGUGCGUAUCGUGGCGUUGGGCGGGAUCGUGGACCUGAACAUUGUGGCUGGGCUGUCUAAAGAUCAGCAUGAGCCAAUCCACACCGAAGGGGACACCAAAGCGCUCCGGGGAGCCAACAACGCAGACAUUCUCCUGACUACCAUGUGGCCGACCGGCGUAUGGAAGAACAGCUCCAAAGGGAAGGAACUGCAGAUCGGUGCGGAAACGGCACCUUCCAGCCAGACCAUUGCGGAACUCUGCGAGGUGCUGAAACCUCGGUAUCAUUUCGCGAUGUCACCCGGCAACAUUGCGUUUGAGCGCGAACCCUUCUUCGCCCAGGAGACAGAGGAAGAUAAAGACAAGGGGAUUGCUCUCACUCGCUUCAUAUCUCUUGCCCCCUGGGCCAACACCGCCAAGGCCAAGUCCAUGUACGCCUUUACCCUCAACAAAGACGCCAUCAUCACACCCCCUGUGGGUAGCACCCUCACGCCGUUCUACACUAAGCCCGUCCCCAAGAAGCGCACCGCCGAUCAAGCCGAGUUCAGCCGUUUCGGUGCCCAUUCACACGAUCAAGAUCACCACAAUAGGCGGCGUAAACAUCACCACCGUCGCGAGCGCUCUCCGCCUCCCGGCCCGGACCGCUGCUUUUUCUGCCUGUCCAACCCCAACCUGCCCACGCAUAUGGUUGCCUGUGUAGGCGAGGAUACGUACCUUGCUACUGCCAAAGGCCCCCUCCCCGCUGCCGGCACGUUUGGGAAGCAAGGGCUGGAGUUCCCGGGUCAUUUCAUCAUCACGCCACUUACACAUGCGGCGUCACUUAGCGCAGCAGCCAUGGGCGGCGAUGAUGACAACGGUGAUGCCGCCGCCGCUGAUGGUAAUGGUGGGGAGGCCAAGAAGACGUUCGCCGAGAUGAAGCGCUUCCGUGACGCCCUGCAAGGCAUGGUAGCUGGAGCUUCCGGUAGGAAACUAGGCGCUGUUACCUGGGAGAUUAAUAGGGCGCGCAACAUCCACGUGCAUUGGCAGUUUUUACCGGUACCUGCGACAAUGGUGAGCCAAGGCCUGGUUGAGGCGGGCUUUCGGGUGCUGGCUGAGGACAUGAAAUUAGGCAAGUUUGUGACUAAGGAAUUUGAUACGGCGGAUGAGGUACCAGGCGAUUAUUUCCGGGUGUGGAUCUGGGCGGAGGAGGAUGGGGAGGAUGGUGGGAAGGUGGUGGGCAAGAGUUUGCUGCUGCCAUUUGAUGAGAGCAUUCGGUUUGAUCUUCAGUAUCCGCGCAAGGUUAUGGCGAAGUUGCUUGGUUUGGAGGACCGGACGUUUUGGCAGGAUGUAGCCCAGUCAGAGGAGGAGGAGACCGCGGAUGUGGUGGCGUUCAGGAAGGCAUUCAAGGAGUGGGACUUUACGCUGGAGGGUUAA
Molecule: messenger RNA, 1758 nt
Organism: Dichotomopilus funicola
Lineage: Eukaryota; Fungi; Ascomycota; Sordariomycetes; Sordariales; Chaetomiaceae
Product: CwfJ C-terminus 2-domain-containing protein-like protein
Exons: 1
Coding region: 1-1758 (585 amino acids)
Biological process (GO): mRNA splicing, via spliceosome
Cellular component (GO): post-mRNA release spliceosomal complex
Molecular function (GO): RNA lariat debranching enzyme activator activity
Source: RefSeq, a predicted model, not a curated record